This is a messenger RNA of Colletotrichum lupini, 1941 nucleotides long. RefSeq lists its product as uncharacterized. NCBI's taxonomy places the organism in Eukaryota, Fungi, Ascomycota, Sordariomycetes, Glomerellales, Glomerellaceae. The transcript is spliced from 10 exons. The coding region runs from base 1 to 1941 and encodes 646 amino acids. The record is from RefSeq and is a predicted model, not a curated record.
AUGUCAGUCAGUGUGCCUUUCCAGCUGCCGGCUACGGCGGAGAGACCACUCAAAAAGCAAUGGCAUGAUCGAAUGGACUGUUGGAGGGAUGAUCUACACAAUCUCCGCAUUCACGCCUUCUGCCAGCUUGGUUACUUCAUCUUUCUGCGCUUUUUGUACAAAGCGGCUUUCAAUGAGCGGAAUACCCAGUGGCCUCUCUCUGCGUUGUACUCACCUGUCGGAAGCGGAGAGUCAAAUGCAGUGGCACCCGGCCAAGCCCCAGAGGGACUUUCUGAGCGGCAGGCCCAGAAGCAGGCACUUUUUCGCACGUCCAGAGCCUACCGAAGCGCCCACAAUGUCUUAAAGUUGAUCCAAUCGAGCGAGGACAGAGUUGUUCAAGACCUUGUACAACAAUUGAGAGACUGCACGGACCUUGAUGAUACCAUUGAGUCGAUUGGAAAUGCGGAUCUUGUGGUUAAAGGGGCAGACGAAGAAACCCAAAACACAGUGUCUCAAAAUCUCGGUCCAAACCUCGGCGCCACGAAUCAAGAACCGAUCAUAGAUCCACGAUCAAGAUCAGGAUGUCCAACAAGUCUAUCAAACGUCAAGAUGCCGCUCAGCGAAUUUAGUCUAGCUGACGGUCAGAGCUCAGGGUUCAUUGACAACUUGGGCUGUUGCAGUGUCUUGCCUGUCUCUCGCUGGACAAAUGUUUCGGACGACGAUGAAGCGCUGACCAGCCUGCUGCAUCUGUUCUGGACCUGGGACAGUACAUUAUCCAAUAUAGUCGACAAGGGGCGUUUCGUUGCAGACCUAUGUAGCGGUGGUCCUGGGCUUACAAUAGCAAGCCAAAAGGUGUUUUGUUCUUCUUUCCUCGUCAACGCCGUCCUCACUGUAUCCGCUCUGCACUCAGCCAGAAGGUGUUACGCCUUCGAUCCAAACGCUAUCGCUCUCGCCCGUCUUUUCGCAGACGAAGCGUGUCAGUUGCUCAAAUCAGAGAGACGCGUGGGUUCCUUGACUUUCUUACAGGGAGCAUCUAUUCUCUGGUUCGUUACCUGCAACGAGAAAUCUCUAGUAACAUUUGGAACUCAUGAAAACCUUCCGAAAUUAGUCCGGGAGGCAUGGUCAGAGUUGGGCUUCGAAAAGGGCGACUUUACUGUGUUUAACUUUUCCGACAUGGGCACACCAAGUCAAAUGAGGGACUGGCAUACUAUUUCUCACAUCAACUGGGGGUUUUACUGCUUUUUCAUGAAAUGGGUGUACAGGGAAGCUGCCGAGUCAGUUUCAGCGAAGUUCUUAAGUUCUAAGCCGCUCGUCACGAAAAUCAUUGACAAUCAAAGUCACUGGCACGACUUGCGCACACCGAGCCCAAGAACUCAUAUCUUCGAGGCACCCUAUCAAUUAGAGGUCUUUGGUUUGAAAUAUUCCCUCUACCAAAUCAUGGAAGAGUCUAUCAGUGCGGUUCCGCUAGACCCUGCACGUUGUGUUGCGGUAUACAGACUUUUGCAUCAGUGGAAACUAGCCUUGCCGGAUCAUCUCGAUAUGGGCAAUAGCAUCGCUUCAUCGGUUCUUUCACUCCAUGUGAGCUACGAAUCCAUCGCCUUGAAGGUCGUUACUAUCUACGAAAGUAACAGUACUACGCCUUACCUGGACGGUUGGGACGCCGGGUCUCUUCAGCUCCACCACGCAAAGUCUAUGGUAAUCCUUCUCUGGACUUAUCGGUGUCUUUAUGACACCAAGUUCGAUCGCUGGGCCGCCAAUCAAUGCUCCGUUGUGAUCCGGAUUCUACUACUUGUGUACGCUUCGAAUAUUACAUUAUUCGCCAUAUACGACAUCAUAAGCAAGGCUCACUUUAUCCUGAACGAAAUGGCGUACGUCGGAGUCGUCGGUCAUGCAAAGGAGCUGCUGGAAGACAUCGAGAUGGAGGCUCGUGGCCUGAACGUUUGUGUCCCGUCACACGGGUAG